ACUGAACAAUAGAGGGCGGUGUGGGUCAGGAUCCUAAAGCUCCGGUCCGUCAGAACCAGAACCAGAACCGCUUCAGUUUCAGCUCUUCUUACAGGGUUUUUGGAUCAGUGUGGAGAGAGAUGGAUCAGCAGAACCGAUCGGAUCAGAUGAAGAACAGUGUGGGGACCCGAGGUCAGGGGGAGGAGCCUGCAGCUAAACCGGAUCACAGCGAGUGGAACCAAGUCUACCUGGCGGUGGUGAGUGUGUUGUUGGGGCCGGUUCUGCUGGUUCUGCUGGACGGCUGUAGUGCAGUGGAACCGGGCAGGUUGUGGGCGGAGUCUGAUGGAGUGGGCGUGGCACUGUGGGACUGGACAGCGUUCACUAUAGUGGUGAUAUUCACUGUGCUGCAGGGGGCACUAUACUAUCUACCUGUGGGACAGGUGGUGGAGGGUAAGAUGGGUAAUCAGGAGAAGAGAUUGAAGUAUAGUCUGAACGGUCUGCACGCGUUUGGAGUGUGUGUGGUGCUGCUGGUUGGGGCGUGGCAGGGCGGGUGGCUGGUGGCGGGCAGUGUGACGGGCAGGGUGCUGCCGCUGGUCAGUGCCGGGUGUGCCGUCGCUCUGCUGAUCAGCGUGUGUCUCUACCUGCGCCCAGACUCCGCCCACAGUCACGAGAACACCACAGGUGGGUUCCUGCAGGACUUCCUGUUGGGCCGGGAGGCGGACCCUCGGCUCGGUAAGAUCGAUGUGAAGCAGUUCGCCAUGGUCAGAAUCGGCUUCAUCGGCUGGGGUUUGAUGGAUGUGUGUUAUGUUCUGAGGGGGGUGGAGUCGGACUCCGUCUCCUCAGCUCUUCUCCUCACCACCACCUUCCAGCUCGUCUAUAUCCUCGACUUCCUCAUCGACGAGGACACGGUGUUGGACACUAAGGAGUUUAUGGAGGACUCGAUCGGGUUCCUGAUGGUUCUGGGAGAGUAUAUCUGGAUCCCGUUCUUCUCCAGCCUCCCCGUUUACUUCCUGCUCCAGCGGCCCAAUCACAUCCACUUCCUGUCUGCUGUUCCCGUGAUCCUGCUGUUUGGUUUCGGGUUCCUGGUGUAUUAUCUCUCCAACGAGCAGAAGAGCGGCUUCCGCAGGAACCCCCAUAACCCCGCCUACUCCCGUCUGGAGACGAUCCGCAGUCCGUCGGGUCGGAACCUGCUGGUGUCCGGAUGGUUCGGUUGGGUUCGACAUCCAAACUACCUGGGCGACGUUGUGAUGAUGCUGGCCUGGUGUUUACCCUGCGGGUUCUGCAGUGUGUUGCCGUACCUGCCGGCUCUGCAGUGUUUUAAUCUGUUGAGGAAGAGGAGUACGGAGGUGGAGGAGUCGUGCCGGGAGAAACACGGCUCAGCGUGGGCGGAGUACUGCCGCCGAGUUCCAUACAAACUCAUACCCUACAUCUACUGACCCCACCCACAUACAUACUGACCCCGCCCACACACCUACUGAGCCUGCCCACACACCUGUAACACCAUCAAUAAAGUCCAAACAAAGCAAUA
This is a messenger RNA of Astyanax mexicanus (Mexican tetra), 1507 nucleotides long. Its product is annotated as delta(14)-sterol reductase TM7SF2. Gene Ontology annotation, molecular function: oxidoreductase activity, acting on the CH-CH group of donors, NAD or NADP as acceptor. Bases 120 to 1415 code for a protein of 431 amino acids. The transcript is spliced from 13 exons. Gene Ontology annotation, biological process: sterol biosynthetic process. Lineage: Eukaryota; Metazoa; Chordata; Actinopteri; Characiformes; Acestrorhamphidae. Gene Ontology annotation, cellular component: nuclear inner membrane; endoplasmic reticulum membrane. The record is from RefSeq and is a predicted model, not a curated record.